Cladophialophora immunda is the source of this 1612-nucleotide messenger RNA. RefSeq lists its product as uncharacterized. The record is from RefSeq and is a predicted model, not a curated record. Lineage: Eukaryota; Fungi; Ascomycota; Eurotiomycetes; Chaetothyriales; Herpotrichiellaceae. The transcript has 4 exons. Bases 83 to 1612 code for a protein of 509 amino acids.
CUCUAUUCCCUCUCGUCUUCCUGCUCGUCGUGGUUCUUGAUCUUGUCCUAAACAACGACUGUCGUACGCCACAUCCGUCAGCAUGGAGUCACAAGGAGGCGACAUGUCUCCUCCUGCCCAACCAAACACCGGCGCCUCCAGGGCCAGUAGGAUGUCGCCAGCACGACUGGCAAGGAAAAGAAAGGCGGAUAGAGAGUCGCAAAAGGCCUCCCGCUUGAAGCAGAAGAACUAUAUCGCCCAUCUGGAGGCCUUGGUUAAGUCUUUGGAUGCUUCGGCGGGCUCCGACCCGGUCGAGCUGCUGAAACAACAGGGUGCAGAGAAUGUCGAGAUCAAAAAGGCACUCACAACCAUCUGCAAAAUCGCCCAGACGGCCCUGGGUGUGAGUGGGGGCGACAGCCGAUACAUGGGCACCUCGUCUUCGCCCGACCCGAUGACCGAUCAAGCAGACGUGAAGGACAUGAAGCCUGAUCCGCCAAAACUGCGAAAAAUCCAGCCUUCCCAAACGGCCAAGUUGGAUUUCGAUACAGAUCCUGUCAAAAGCAUGGGUGAAUCAGAGGCGACAAUUGCAUCCGUCGCUGACGUCCAUCCACAUGGCGCCGGUUUCCCUUCCAUGUUCACAGAAGAUGACGCAAACCUGGGAGAGUUCAUUCACCAUGAUCUCCUGGACUUUACCGUCCGAGAGCCGGGCGCUCAACAGACCUUCGAUGCGUCAGAACUCCUCUGUACCAGAGAGGCAUUGUCCAUGGCCCAAGCGGCUCCUGGUUCCUGGGCGUUUGCACCGUUAUCGGAAUCUUUGCCUUUACGAACCCACCACCCAGAUAGCGGAGGCCGGGACUGGGUAUCCACGGUAAACCUGCUAACUACGCCCGUCGUGUUUCCACUCGAGUCUCCCGAAGACGCACUCGAUGGAGACAUUCCAAUCUCAGCCGUAUUACGGGGCUGGGAUGCAGUCGAGACCCGGCGGCCGCUAGAUCCGGGGUGGAAGGUUCUUCGAGAGAUUGAUCAAAACCUGUUUAUCGGAUGUGGCAUUGCUGAAAGACUGGCUGUCUUGCGGAUCAUGAGGUUGAUGUGCCACUAUAUGACAACAGCAGAACGGCGCCCAGAGCUGCCCCCAUUUAUGCUCAAACGGCCGUGUCAAGAGCAUAUCAAACACCACCCGAUGAUUGAUUAUCUUGUAUGGCCUGGAUUGCGCGAAAGAUUAAUUUUCUCACAGCAAAAGUUCGCCGCCAACGCAGAUCGAUAUACUGAGCUGUUCCGCACCAAUUUCCGCUUCCUGUGGCCGUUCGAGCCCGAGGACAUCUACUAUCGGGACCCGGAAACAGGGCGAUACGCGUUUUCGGAACAGUUUAUCGGACGCACAGAGGAUCUCUCCUGCUGGACGAUGCACAAUGACUAUUUUAUUGCCCUACCAGAGCUACGUGGGGAUAUCCCUGGAUUCCCUCAAACUUCUAUCUACACUCUGAGUCAACAGCCGCCGGUGUCACAACAGGCUGUGCAGCGAAAGCCUUUGCCUAGGUCUGGAGACAGUCAAGAGUCCUCGCAGAACGACAAGUGCUCGGUGAAUAUAGAUUUUCCUCAUGCCAUGUGGGGAAGGAUGUCACAAGUGUCUUGA